This is a messenger RNA of Tripterygium wilfordii, 2102 nucleotides long. RefSeq names its product growth-regulating factor 9-like. The record is from RefSeq and is a predicted model, not a curated record. Bases 392 to 1696 code for a protein of 434 amino acids. Gene Ontology annotation, biological process: regulation of DNA-templated transcription; developmental process; DNA-templated transcription. Lineage: Eukaryota; Viridiplantae; Streptophyta; Magnoliopsida; Celastrales; Celastraceae. The transcript is spliced from 4 exons. Gene Ontology annotation, cellular component: nucleus. Gene Ontology annotation, molecular function: ATP binding.
UAGUGCCAGACAAGCACUGACAUGGGGCGUGGAAUCUAUCUCCAACGUUUCUACCUCAUGGUCCUCAUCCCACAUAAACCUGAGCGUGUAUCACACGCUCUAAAUCACGACUGGAGAUUUGAUUUUCGUUGCCGUGUUUUUUUUUACCAGUUUUGCCAUCGACUGCAAACAAAGCAGGCUGACAUCGUCAGAGAUUCUGACACCGCUUUAAUCUCGACACUUUCUCUCUGUCUGUGUGAGAGGAGAGGUCACGCUUUUAUGGAUAGAUGGAUGAAUGCUCUGUUUUGGCCUUCAAAUUCGCUUUAGAAAAAGCUUCCGUAUCUGUUAAUACUCUCAGUCCGUCCAUUACUCUUCUCGUCCAGGUCCAGCUUGAAGGAGUUUACAGGCAGAGAUGGAGGUUCAGCGACAACGAACUGCGUCUCCUUCAGUCUCCGAUGGUGGGUCCCGGGGAAGGGGUGACGUGGGAGGAACGGCGAAGAUGGAAGGAGAGAAUGAAGGACAGCCGUCGAUAAAGCUUUGUUUGAGUAGUGGUGCUGACCCGAGUCCGAGAACAAAACCUGUGAUGAUGAAGCAUGAAAAGCCUGUGUUCACGCCAGCCCAGUUGCAUGAGCUGCAAAAGCAAGCUCUGGUAUUCAAGUACAUAGCAGCUGGACUCCAUGUCCCUGCUCAGCUUCUGAUUCCGAUUUGGAAAAGUGUGGUUGCCUCACUUGGUCCAGCUAGUGGUGGUAUCUACAAGCAAUUCCCAAGCUUUGUAGGAUUCAGUCCUGAGGAGCUUGAUCUGAGGACUAUGAUGGAUCCAGAACCAGGGAGGUGCCGGAGGACAGAUGGGAAGAAAUGGAGGUGUAGUAGGAGUGUGGUUCCACAUCAGAAGUACUGUGAGCGGCACAUGCACAGAGGUUGUCGUUCAAGAAAGCUUGUGGAAGCUUCCCAACUUGCUUCUCCUCCUGAUGCAACACCACCCAAUAAAUCAAAAGGAGAUACAGAAAAUUCGAACACAAAUCAUUCUUUAGAGCAAACUAGUAGCAAGAAUGAUGGAAUUAGUUUCAUUGGUGGCAGGGAUGACAUUACUACCAUAGAGGCUCCACCUAUUUAUGCAUCCACCUCCUUUAACACCAGGUGCUGCAGCAAUAUAACAAACCACAAUAGCAACUACAUGAGUCACAACAGUAUCAUCAACAGGAAACGGAUGAGUGAGGAGGUCACGAUUGCUGGUAAUGGUAUCUCUCUGGGAUUUGGCUUCUCCCCUAAGAGUGUACUUCAGGUUAUAGAAGAUGAUUCAUUAACUUCCUUUUCUUUGCCCCCUUCAGUAGUAGGUUCCACGGGCUUAUCGCUUGGUAAAAGUGACCUUGAACUUGAAGUGGGGAGGUGUAGAAGAACAGAUGGAAAGAAGUGGCGAUGUCACAGGGAUGUUGUGCCCUACAAGAAGUAUUGCAGGCUACACAUGCACAGAGGUUCAAAGAAGCACAUUGAAGUUUCCAUACCGUCUGCUGCUGCCGCCUCAGGUACAUCUGGGCUGCCUCCUAUAUCAAUGCUGCCUAACAAAGAAGAUAGCAGAGGCCUAAACACUUGUCUAUCCAUGUCAAUCACAAGACCUCAAGGAGCUAGUAACGAUGAAAAGUGUGAUACCAGUGGCAGCAGCGACACAACCAUCAGCGACACCAUGACCUGCUAUGAAAUCAGUAACUUUUCAUCAUAGCUUAUUGUAUCAAUGGCUAUAGCUCGUGAUUUCGAGAUCCUUCGUUUGAUGGCAACCAAUCUAAGAUCGACUUUGAGGUUCUUUCAGAGAAAACAGGAAUGACUUCUCAGACUUAUCACUCGUAUUCUUCUAUAAAAAGAAAAAUUCUUAGUAGUGGUGUUCCAUUGGUAGAAACUUGUCUGAUAGGUAACAGAAAAUCUAAGAAAUGGAUAUGCAUUGCCUUCUAGUACUUCUUUCUUUUGUAUGCUAUACCUAUGCAGCCAUUACUGCCCUUUUGAUUAAAAGGUAGGAACUCUGCAGAAUUUCUGUUAUCUUGAUUCUUGAAUUACAUUUGUUGUCUGGCGUUCAAGGUCAAGUGACAUGCAAGGGAAUGGAACCUUCUAGUGUAGGUGCACAUUUAUUGGGA